This is a messenger RNA of Anguilla rostrata (American eel), 4398 nucleotides long. Its product is annotated as synaptotagmin-14-like. Gene Ontology annotation, molecular function: phospholipid binding. Lineage: Eukaryota; Metazoa; Chordata; Actinopteri; Anguilliformes; Anguillidae. The transcript is spliced from 7 exons. The record is from RefSeq and is a predicted model, not a curated record. The coding region runs from base 356 to 2809 and encodes 817 amino acids.
AGUAAAAAGUGAUGUGCAAACAGUUCUUUUUCAAACUGGUGCAUGCCUUUCUUGCACUUGAAAGACUUUUAGGCUUGAUGUUAGCUGACGGGCCUUUGCUAGAGAAAAUCCAUCUUCUGAAAAAGGCAUAAAUUCAGGAAGUAUUGCAUUUACAAUCAAUAUCACGUCUCACUAUUCUUAAGUCUAAAUACUUUCCUAGCAAGGUUCAUAAUUAUAACUUGUGCGGUGAUAUUUACAUAUGUCCCACAGAGGCCUUAGCCAGUAGUCAGCAGCUCCCUGAUAAAAUGAAAUAAAAGCCCUGAACAAAGUGCAGAGAACGCAGCGGGGGCUGUGAGGGGAGGAGGGCAGCAGCAACAUGGCGUUCUUCAGGAGCUUCCAGCAGAGCCUGCCUUCUGUCUCCUCCAUCCUGGACUCCGUCUCCACUGCGGUGGACGACUUGGCCAGCGCCGUGGGUGACGCCACCUACACUGUGAGCGACCAGCUGGUGGAGCAGGUCAGCACAAUCAUGAACAAGGCUCAAACGGAGGAGGAGGAGAAGGAGGAGGAGAGCGCUGGGAGGGCGAAGGAGGCGUCCGGGCGCACAGGAGGACGCAGGGCGGAGGAGGACCGCUCCCGAGACCACGGGACGAGGCCCGCGCGCUCAGCCGAGGCCUCCGCCAAAUCAGACCGCUACCAAAGCCCCGGUGAGGGAAUUCGGGAGGAGGGGUGCAGGAAGACGAACACACAAAAGGUAGAAGAGGGCAAAGCCAAGGCAGGAGGCAGAAGGGACAUGCUAGUGGAAGAGAGGAGUUCGCACUCCAGCCCCAAAGGCAAGUCCCGAAAGUGCAGAGAUGGCUCUGGAGAAGACUCCACGUCUCCAUUGCACAGCAGAGCGGUGGGAGGGAGGAGUCAGAAAGCUCAAGGUGAGACCACCUCCUCUUCUACAGAUAGGGCUACAAGAAAAGACAAUCUGAUUCCAAACGGAGCGGCAAUCAAUGGAGACUGCCAGAGAGACACCCCCGAAGAAUCCCCGCCCCCUUAUUCCAAACCAGGGAAGGACAGGAUCGGACGACAGACAAAGGCAAAUGUAAAAGAGAGAAUGGAAGAGGAGAAGAGUCAGGAGAAAGAGAUGGUCUUCGACACUGCACAGACGCCCAAGGAAACUGGAGCGUUGGAGGAGGAGUCAAAGUCUCCCAAAUCAGGCAAAGAGAAAGAGGACACAAAGAAGGCGGCUCGAGCCAGAAAGAGUCAGAAAGAGUCCUCAGGAAAAAACUCUAAGAUAUGCAGAGAUGGUACCAAGAAAGAGAGAAGCAGAGAGAACACUGGUAAAGAUGGGGACUUGUGGGAGUCCUCCUCAGAGAGCGAUAGCGAGAAGACAAAGAAGCCGGCGGAGUCUGUGUCUGUGUGUCACUCACAGGCAGCGACGCGUGGGCCAGACUCCCAGAGCCAGCACAGCUAUGGCUGGGAGACCCAGCAGAAAUACAGCCCCCAUUCUGCACAGUGCGGAGGCUACAGCAGUGAAGCAUCCACAGAGGAGGCAAACUGCAUCCAGAGGAUAAGCCGCGGCCACGCGCUGGAGGAGCAGCGUCCGCCCCCCUACCAGGACGAGCGCGGCGGCUCGCGGCGCUCGCCCCGCCAGCCCGCGGACGCGCGGCGUGGCAAGCGGGAGCCGUCUCGCCGGAACGCCCCGGCCAAGCGCCGGUCCCACGGCGGGGGGCGCGCCAGCGACGGCAGCGACGAGCGCGAGCCCGAGGGCCGCCAGAAGGGGCAGGAGGAGGACGUGCCGAGCGACAGCACCGCCGUUCUCGGCCCGGAGGAUAUGUCAGCUCAUGGGUCAGCCCUGCUUCUCUCCAAAGGUUACGAGCCAGAACCGCUUGCCAAAUAUGGCACCCUGGAUGUGGCCUUCGACUACGACUCGGGAGAGCAGAGGCUGGCGGUCACGGUGACGGCGGCGACGGACAUCCCGGCCCUCAGACGCACGGGGAACGUGUCCUGGCAGGUGCAUCUCGUCCUGCUGCCCACGAAACAGCAACGGGCCAAGACAGGGGUCCAGAAAGGCCCCUGCCCCGUCUUCACCGAGACCUUCAAGUUCACCUGCGUGGAGUCCGAGACCAUCGGCAGCUACGCCGUCCGCUUCCGCCUGUACAGCGUGCGGCGCAUGAGGAAGGAGAGGGUGAUGGGGGAGAAGGUGUUCUAUCUCACCAAACUCAACCUUCAGGGCAAGAUGUCUGUGCCUGUUACCCUGGACCCUGGCUGCACACUCAAGCAGGGCUGUGGGUCCCUCAGGAGCGUGUCCUGCAGCGAAGGGGUGUCGUCCUAUCGGUCAGCGGGACAGACGUCCAGGCCUGAGAUCCUCCUCGGGCUCCUCUACAGUUCCACCACCGGCCGGCUUUCCGUGGAGGUUAUCAAGGGAAGCCACUUUAGAGACAUGGCCCCUGGCAAACCACCCACCCUGUCUGAUGGGCUGUUCUGUUGCCUGAAACACUUGAUAGGAGGGCAGCUAUAUAUAAUCCCCGACACGUACGUGAAGCUCAGCAUGAUGGACUCAAUGGGCCAGGAGAUGUCCAAGUGCAAGACGUCCACCUGCCGAGGGCGGCCGGACCCCACGUACAAGGAGACCUUCGCCUUCCAGGUGGCGCUCUUCCAGCUGUCGGAGGUGACGCUCCUGCUGUCGGUGUACUGCCGGCGGGGAGUGAAGCGCAGGGACCGGGUGGGCUGGGUCUCGCUCGGGCUCAACAGCUCCGGCGAGGCGGAGACCUCGCACUGGGCCCAGAUGAGGGAGGCCGAGGGACAGCAGGUGUGCCGCUGGCUCACGCUCCUGGACUCCUAGUCCUCCUCGUUGGAGGAACGGAGUGAAAGAGCGGCGUUUUAGCUCAACGGGAGGAGGCCAGGCCUUCUUGCAAGUCGCAGCUGGGAGCGAGGGUCCCUCGGUCAACCAGCGAAGACUGAGGUGUUUUUAGCGAGGAAACGCUUCAAACAACCCUGCCAGAGGGAAGCUGGCAGGCUGCUGAUCAGUUUUGCGAGCAGGAGCAAAGGGUGAUUUGGCGCAGGCUGAACCGACGGAGGACUGGUUCUGUUCACAGAGAUGACUGUUUAUUUCCGUAGGCCGACACCGAGCUGGAAUAAUACAGGGUUGGACUUAAAGGCAUGUUUCGUCAAAGCAGUACAAAAGAAAAUCCUAUUUUUAAUUAAUCAAUGGAUUAACAAGGAGAUAAGUAAAUCCCACAUUGAUUAAUUUAAGGACACGUGUUAAUUCAAGGAUUCCAAUACUUUAAAAAAGUAAAUGUACUAUGUUCCUGCACGUUUCAGUGACAUUUCUGUCGUUUUAUACAAUACUGAAAUUGAUUGUCUUUGGUUGUGCUUCUAUGAUUCCAGCCUUCAUCAGACAAUGUGCCAGAAAUCUGAGAGGCAAAUCACAGGCCUUAUGCAGAACAGCUAAACAUUGCACUUUUAACAGUGACAUCAAUAAAUUAUUGUAAUUAAAAGAAAAUAAUUAAAAGAAAAAGUAAUUUAAGGUAAAAUGAAUAGUUUACAUUUUGUAAAGUAUAUUGAAUUCUCUUCACAUUAUGCAGCCAAAGAUACUGAUGGUAAAAUCUGUAACAAAGUGAAUCAGGCACGAUGGUCCUAUGGAGUAGUUGGGCCUAUGCAAUCUCAUUGUCGUGCUGUGUGGGAUAUUGAUGCAAUGUGGAUUUGAUGAUGAUGUCAAAUCAGCUGGUACUUGCUAAUUACUGUUUAUUUAAUCUCAAAAUGUUUUCUCCAAUUUUAGAUUCACGAUGAAAUGUUAUUUUUUUAAUAUCAUGGUAGGUAUUCUUUACAAUAUAUCACAUUUUAAGUUACCGCCAACCACACUGUGGUUUUACUCUUUAAUUCUUGGUAUGUAACCUGUCAUCUGUUUAAGCAUGUCCAUGCUAAAAUGUAUUUUCAGUUAAUAUGUCAUAAAAUGUAAAUGGUACAUACUAUAUUAUUGCUUAUAAUAUAGCAUAUUUUUUAUAUAAAAUAUAUUACUAAACACUAGAUAUAUUUUGACAGGCUUUUUCAUACAGCUUGAUCUCAGCAUGCACCUUUAAUAUUAAUGUCAUUCUUAUUAAAGGGAACUGAAUUAAUAUGUAAUGUUUUAUUGUCAAAUAACAUUUUUGAGAAUACAAAGAGUGGGAUGAUGUUUUCUUAGCAAAACAGAUUGUUGCUAAAACAAGUAUUAAUAAUAAAAUAAAUGCAUAUUUCUGAUGAUGUGAAUUCACAGUUGACAUAAAUGAUAAUCUUAAAUAAAUAAUGCAGAAAUGGAAGGUUUUCUGUUGAUAAGUUGCAAGAGUAAAACUGUUGUCCUUUUUCCCUUAGUCGUGACUGUGUUUUAAUAUUCAGAUUUUUACAAAAAUGAAACCAAACAAACAAACAAAUAAAUAAAUACAUAAAUAAAAUCAA